AUGACGACCACCCUUAGUGUUACCCCUGGACAGGUUAAUCCCCCUCCGCCACCGACGCCUGACGCGGUGGCCCACAGGGGGCAAGUACGAGGCCUGUGGAAUGAGCUCAUGCGCAUUGCUGACGACGAUCAUAGGCGUGACUUUCGGUACAGCGAGAGUAAUGGACUCCACUCGCAACCAGUCAUGCUGCGUCGGUGCAUUCGUCCGUUCAUUGCGUCCGUUGACGCUGACCUGAACGCUGUUCUCCAACCGAAUAUCGACGCCGCCCUGACCGAACUCCACGGAGAGGACAUGCUUGAUCAUUCGGCUGGCCUCGGAGGCGCGUUGGAACAAGUUGUGGCCUCGACCUCCUGGAGGGCGCAGUGCGAGGAGGGAGCCUUGCGGUCACGUCUGCUCUCCUUGCGGUUGACAGCAUCCUCUCGCAGGAACGGGUGGACACGUCCCCGCUCCAUGCUUGCGGCACAAUGCGACUGCUGCGGAGCAAAACAAGGUCUGAUAUCGGCUGGCGCAAGCGUGCACCAGUUGGAUUCUGGAGGCCGUGCCGCGCUGCACAUGACGUGUCUGCACAACUGUGAGGGUGCCGUCAAGCUACUACUGCGGUACAACGCUUGCAUGACCUUGCUUUGCGACGAAGGUCUAUCACCGUUCGAUGUGGUCAUCAUCGCGGUUCUCAACAGGCGAGAGAGUAACGGAUUUUACCCCCAAGGACGCCGCGGUUGGCUGGUCCUCAUGCGCCACCGUUUCGCACACGAUCUCGUUGCCACUGCGUCAUCCUCACCGCCGCGAUCGUGCGUAGAAUCGGCCUUUAGCGGCAAGACCGCAACCCCCAGCAAGACGAAGGAGGACGCCAACGACGGAGGUUGCGAGCUGCCCGGAGAUGGAGACAUCAAUUCGGCUGGUGCUUCCCCGAAAGGUACCGCGCCGUCUGAGGCGUUUGAGGGUCGAACGAGCCAGCAUUCACUCUGCAAAUGCCAGUGGUGGAGUGUCCCCAACGGUGGAGGAAAGGUCCAGGUAUGCCAUGUUCUGCGGGGUGCAGUGGAAUGGCUUGUGCAGUGUCCCGACGAGGUUGGCGUCUUCAGUGAAACCUCGGCGUUUCUAUGA
Messenger RNA from Ectocarpus sp. CCAP 1310/34, 1101 nucleotides. Lineage: Eukaryota; Phaeophyceae; Ectocarpales; Ectocarpaceae. The record is from the annotation of a GenBank genome assembly.